Messenger RNA from Actinia tenebrosa (Australian red waratah sea anemone), 591 nucleotides. RefSeq lists its product as uncharacterized. NCBI's taxonomy places the organism in Eukaryota, Metazoa, Cnidaria, Anthozoa, Actiniaria, Actiniidae. The record is from RefSeq and is a predicted model, not a curated record.
UAUUUUUAUUAUUUCAAAUUUCAUUAUUACUUUUCUUGUCUAUUUUCAGAAAUAAUUAUCGAAAAUUAUUAUAUUUUAGAUUCAGCCAGAUGGUUGGCUGGAACUUAUGCUCUACUCAAGCCCAAAGCAGGUUGUCCUACUGGAUGGGAAAAAGAAGGACGGAUAGAGCAGUACACAGGACUUAACGAUGAUAACUCAAAUGCCUUACACAUACAAGGGGAAGUUUCUCAAGACAAAAUUAUAAGAAACUUUUGUAUCAAAAAAAUUCACGACAACACCAUUUAUCAAUCUUGGCCAACAGGAAAAUACUGUAUAUACGGCAAACCUUAUGCCGGUAAGCAAUCUUAUGGAUCAGCGAUUCUAAUGUACGGCUAUGGCCAUAGCAAUCUUUCCAGUGUUUGGCCAUUUGCUAACCAGUGGAAUCAAGGCUCCUAUUACGACUUGUGGGUUGUCAAAUUGCGUUUUGACUGUCAAACAAGUGGCGACAAAAAGAUUCCAAUCUCGUUACCGAUAACCAAACCAUUUUAUCUGCUGCCUUAUGGGUCACGUGACUGUCAACAAGUCAAAUGGAUGGCUGUAAUCGUACUCUGA